Messenger RNA from Cladophialophora psammophila CBS 110553, 945 nucleotides. RefSeq lists its product as uncharacterized. Bases 1 to 945 code for a protein of 314 amino acids. Lineage: Eukaryota; Fungi; Ascomycota; Eurotiomycetes; Chaetothyriales; Herpotrichiellaceae. The transcript has 4 exons. Gene Ontology annotation, molecular function: hydrolase activity. The record is from RefSeq and is a predicted model, not a curated record.
AUGUCGCGCUCCCAAGCCCAUGAUGAGCGCAACCGGGUAGUUCGUGGCGGCAUGAGUUCCCUUGAAGCCGCAAUGAGCGUUUCAGCACCUACGCGAGACAUCAUCACCUCCGAGUGCGCGCGGCUAGGUCAAACGGUGAAGACUGAAGACAUCCCAGACAGCGAGGGUGCGAAAGUGCAUUGGAUCGGGGAUAGUUCUGCUCCAAGCGCGAUUUUGUACUUUCAUGGCGGAGGUCUCGGCCUUCCAGCUAUGCCAGGGCAUAUUGCUUUCCUAGUGGAUACGCAGCAAAGACUAGCGAAGGAGGGGAAACCGUUCUCGAUUGCCUUCGUUGAAUAUGGCCUCUCCCCUCAACAUCGAUUUCCGACGCAGUAUCGACAGGCUGUACAAGCUCUAAAGACUGUUUUACAAUCUGGUCGCAAGCCGUCAGAUGUCAUUAUCGGCGGCGACUCUGCCGGCGGCAACUUAACCCUCGGGAUCCUCUCCGCGACAAAGCAUUCCCAUCCCGGAAUCCCUUGGUUAGAACUUGCCUCUCCCUUGAAAGGCGCGCUCCUCAUCUCGCCCUGGGUCGAUCUCUCCGUCGGCACCAGCAAAUCGUGGAUCGAAAACAAGGACAAGGACAUCGUCUCCACGACGAUCAUCCCAGAACUAGUCGGCAAUCUCGUUUCCGACGACGAACGUGGCGAGUUUUCGGACCCAGCUCGCGCUGACUCGAAAUGGUGGGCUGACACGCCGGUCAGUUCUAUCCUCGCGUUGGCCGGGACGCACGAGCUGUUUUGCGACGAUAUCAGGGAGGUCUGCCACAAGCUGAAAGAAGCGGGCUUGAAUGUGGAGGCAGUCGAGUGCCCCAAGCAGGUGCAUAUUGAUUGUAUGCUUGAUGCUCAGUCAGGGUUGGAGCAUGGGGCCAUGUCUCAUGCGAUAUGGGAUUGGCUGAAGAAGGUGCUCUGA